This is a messenger RNA of Chlamydomonas reinhardtii, 3202 nucleotides long. RefSeq lists its product as uncharacterized. Lineage: Eukaryota; Viridiplantae; Chlorophyta; Chlorophyceae; Chlamydomonadales; Chlamydomonadaceae. Gene Ontology annotation, biological process: protein phosphorylation. The transcript is spliced from 13 exons. The coding region runs from base 676 to 2202 and encodes 508 amino acids. The record is from RefSeq and is a predicted model, not a curated record. Gene Ontology annotation, molecular function: protein kinase activity; ATP binding.
CACAUUCAGGCGCAUAGUUUAGAAAGUGUCGUCGGCGUAGUUUGCGGGGGCGUGGGGCCUUGCUGUUUGAUAGGAAGAAUAGUGGAAGGCUGUUAUGCCGCAACACGCAGGACAACAUAUCACAGCUAGCCGAGACAUGUAAAAACAAUGGGAAACUUGUGCUUUCGCGUGCAAGAGGAGCCCCCACGAGGAGCGCCAGACAAGCCCUUGAAGCCGCAGCCGGAGGCCUGGACGCCAGCGCUUGUCACUUCGAACAGUAUAAGCGUGCCCAAUGGAGAAUGCUUGCUCGACCAAGCACCUCGCACUUAUGCUGUUGAUAAUGCGCACGGCACGGGCACGGCGUCACUUUGCGGCUUUAGCGUUGACGACGCACACCUCAAAGAAGCAGCACAGCUACAGAAAACCUGGGCACUACUGACGACUAUGUCAAUGAGCCCCGGCGAACUUACAGCUGACGUCCAGCUGCUGGGACCUAUUGGCUCAGGGUCAUCUGCUGUCGUCUAUCGUGGAAUCUACCAAGGUGGAGAGUCGGCGCUCAAAAUUAUAGUCACACAGGGCAGGAAUGAGAGAUUGGGCACCCGCGAGGCGCUCCUGAGCCCUCAUCUGCGCCACCCGCAUGUUGUGUCGACGUACGCGGUGCGCGGCUGCCAGCUGACGGCAGAGUUCAUCGAGGAAAUGGCCACGGAUGUGCAGAUCACGCCGUCACAAUCGCGGAGCACGCUGCCAUCAUUGCCCUCACAGCCGUCAGAGGACGGGCUUGGAAACCCGCGCCUGAUCCAGCAUGAGCGACAGGGCUGGCGUGAGGUGCUCGCUCGUGUGGGUGCCGCGCCCAACAAACACCUGCUGAUGCUGGUGCAGGAGCUGUGCGACGCGGGCAGCCUGGGCGCCGCCAUCCGGCAGGGCAUGUUCCGGCCCAAGCCGGGCGUGCGGACACCGGCGCUGGCACGACGCGUACUCCUUCGCACGGCGACGGAGCUGUGCCGCGGGAUGGUCCACAUCCACACGGCCAACGUGCUGCACGGCGACCUCAAGCCCGCCAACGUGCUGCUGGCCCGCUCACGCAAGGACCGCCGCGGCUUCACGGUGAAGGUCGCGGACUUCGGUCUGAGCAAGCUGCUGCACACAGACAACAGCCGCAUCGACUCAUCGGCAGGCGGCACGUUGGCGUACAUGUCGCCCGAGGCAUUCGAUGGCAUGUUCUCCCGGGCCUCGGACGUGUACGCAUUUGGAAUGGUGCUGUACGAGAUGGCGACAGGGGAGCGGCCAUACGAACAUUUGAAUCCAGCGCAAGUGAUGAUGGGCGUCAGCCUGGGCGAGCUGCGGCCCGACUGGAGCCCAGCCGAUUGGCCGGAGCUGGCCGCGCUGGGCGCGCGCUGCCUGGCGCAGCAGCCGGAGGACCGGCCCAGCUUCCGCGAGCUCGCAGAGGAGCUGGUGCGGCUGGAGGAAGGGCUGCGGGAGGCGAACAAGCAGGUGUCUGCGGACCAAUUUAACUUCCCGGGCCUCGGCCCGCCGCAAGCCAGCAGCCGCCAGUUCGUGUAUGCGGCCAGCAGCAGCUGCGGCGAGGCGCUGAGGGGCUCGUCGCCGCUGACGCCGCAGACGCCGGCGGGGAUCCAUUCGGCGCCUGGCGUGCCAUCUGGCGGCGUUUUGUCUGGCGGGCUGGGCGGCAUUAGUGCGCCGUCGGCCGUUGCCCAAGCGGUGGCUUGCGCCCUCAGCUCCAACGACGGCCUGGCCUCCAUACCCGAGCCGCGGCUGACGUCCGCCACCUUCAGCACCGCCGCCGCCAUGACCGUCGCCGGGCUGCCAGUUGGAGCACCUGCAAAGGCAAUGGAACUAUCUAUGGCAGCGGAGGCAGCGGCGGUGAAGCCGGCUGCCGUCACGUGCGUGGCGACUGGGUGCGGCAGUAUCAUGGUAGCAGCGACGGCCGCAGUCCACGCAGCACAGGCGAGAGCCCCGUCGUCCAUGGGCUCAGACGCGGACUCGGGCCCCCAUGACCAGCAGCAAAUGCAGCAAAUGCAGCAGCUGCAGCAGGAAUUGCGGCGUGUUCCGGGAGCACGGGGGCACGGGCCAAACGGGCAGCGAGAGGGGGAGAUGGACACGCGUGUCAUGGCUAACGUGUCGCCGUGGACCGCCGCCACUGCGGUGCGUGCUGAGGAUGUGGAGCUGCAGUGCGCGACGGACCCAAGCCCACCGCCGGAUCGAUGAAGGCCCGCGCCACCUCCAGGUUACCGUGUUCGGCAAAGUCAUUUGCCCUGAAUCCGGAAACAAAGCUAGGUGCUACGUACAUCACGUGUGUUUUCUGUGACAAGUAUUGCAAAACGGCAUGGUGUGUGAUGCCCGAAUGGGGAUGGGGUGUCACGGGGUGGCUUGCGGUAACGCAAUGCCAUGAUCGCACUUGGGGAGAAGACUUGCGAAAGCGCUGAUGCAGUUGCGAGUAGCAUCGAGGGCCUGCCCUGUGUUUUGGUGGCAGUUCGUCUUAAUACGCAUGUAUUGCUAAAACUAGAUCCUGCAUGGGACCUUGUCCCUCAUCACUGGGCGGGUAAUAUGGGGGCAGAGUGGGUACUCGACUUUUGAGUGUCAUACAAAGCAAACACUGUUGCACCUGCAUGUGCGUCUCUAAGUUGUUCGUUAUAUAUGUUUCAGAGAGAGCGUGCCUGUGUUUACAGGAACUUCUUGUGCCAAUACGUGGGAAUCAAGCAAGGGCUCAAAUUGCUAUAUGCGCUGAGUAAUGGCUACAUCAUAACGGUCCUGAAGGUGUGGUCAGAGAAUUGCUUUCCCCAUGUGCAACUAGGGUGGUUGGACUCAGCCUGAGUCGAGUGUGCCGCGUGUUGUGCCUAUUUGUGUGUAGCGCCGCGACAGGCGAUUAAGGUUGUGAACUUUAGUUAUUAUAUCUUCUGGAGGAAGUGAUCCUCCUGUCUCACUCUACUCAGACGUGUUAGAGGUGAGCCACCUUGAAGCAUCCUUACCGCGCGCUGCAGCCAACCGCAUUGCGCAGCAUUGUAUUGCUCUCACAUGCGCUACGUUGGUGUUGGAGUACGGAGACACGCGGAGGCAGAAGACGUGAUGGAAGCGGCGGGAGGCGACAGGAUGGGGUGGUCGUGGUUGGCGAUCAGUGGCUUGACAUUGGGGUCCUCGCCAUUCUAGUUACCGGUAGGUGUCGGGCGACUGCUGGGGUCUAGAGGCGCUGGAGUGUUAUUCUGUCCGC